Molecule: messenger RNA, 1938 nt
Organism: Colletotrichum truncatum
Lineage: Eukaryota; Fungi; Ascomycota; Sordariomycetes; Glomerellales; Glomerellaceae
Product: TPR domain-containing protein
Biological process (GO): proteolysis
Molecular function (GO): cysteine-type endopeptidase activity
Source: RefSeq, a predicted model, not a curated record
AUGGGAAAUAGAUAUGUUCUGCUUGUUGGUAUUGAUACCUAUCUCCAAAAUGACCAUGAGAAGCCAGGCACAGGCCAGGCAGUGUCUCUGAACAACCUUCAAGGCUGCGUCAACGACAUCGGUCUGCUCAAAAAUCUAUUGCAGACGGCCUUCCAUGUUCACAAACUCACAAUUCUCACAUCUUCCGAAGCCUCAGAAACCCCGGGGACUCCCCAAGAAGCUAGCGACAAGUUACCCACGUUUGACAAUAUCAAACGGGAGUUCGACAACGUGUACAACUCCGCCCAAUCCGGCGACUUGUUCUUCUUCCACUACUCGGGCCAUGGAGGGCGACUACCAAAGCUUUCAACUUCACCCGAAGACCGCUCCGCAGACCCGUCACUUUUGACCGUCGACUACUGCCGAGGAAAGCCUGCGAUCCGCGGGUGGCAAUUGAACCAGUGGCUCAAAAGAUUGAGUGAAAAGAGAAUUCAGGUCAUUGUCAGCCUCGACAGCUGCUACUCGGCAGGCUCAUGGCGAAACGAAGGAAGUUUGCGAACGCCACCGGACUGGACCCCGCGGCCGAACGGACCAGAAGAUGAAGCUGCCGGCGAACACAGACACAAUAACCGUGAUUGCGAGAUGGAUGUAUCCUGGGAUAUCAAUCCGGACUGUUUUACUUUGAUGGCUGCUUGUGAAUCAACGGAAUAUGCACAGGAGAAGCGAGUAGAUGGUGUGUCAUAUGGCAUGUUCACCUACACUUUGGCUGACUAUUUGACUCAAAAUCGACAACAAGAGGUAUUAUCCACAUACCGGAAGAUCCGCGAUCACAUUUCAGAGAAAAUCCAACCCCAGAGCCCGCGGGUCUACGGUCAGGAUCGAUUAGCCUUCUUCCAGAACAAGGAGAUAUUCUCAGCAACGCCCAUUCCUGUCGAUACCGAUGGAAAGUCAGCUUCACUUCCUAUCGGAAAGGUACACGGUGUUAAAAAAGGAGCUGAAUUUGCGACCUUCCCACCUCUACCUGAAGCGACCUUUCGCAUAAUUGAAGUUGAAGAAUAUGAGAGCAGGGCAGAGUCAGUAAGAGAGGUUGCUCAAGUUCUGCCGAGGUUCUCCGAAGUACUUCCAUCCAGAUGGAGCAUGGAGGGGAAACCACUUAACAUCCUCGUUGGACAGAAUUUUGCUGCUGGGUUUCUCAAAGCCCUGCAGGCGAGUUUGAUGGACAGAGUGGUCGGUAAUGUCGAGGUUGCCGAGUCCCCCCAAGAAGCCGUAAGCCAUGACCCAGAAGAUGCAGACUUCUGGGUAAAGAAAGGCGUCGACGGCGCCAUCGACAUUUUCGGACCUGAACCGCUCAUCGUCCGUGCUGAGCCUGUUCAGGGUCUGCAAAUCACAGGCGCAAGCGAUAAUGACAAGAUUCCGCAAGUAGCCGCUGCCAUAGCGCACUUGGUACGGUUUAAGCAGAUUCUCAACCUGAAAGAUGAAGCAUCCGAGGAGCCCCUUCCAUUCAGGGCCAUAUUGGAACCAGAUCGGAGUGCUAGUGGGAGCAAUUUCAAGGAGAGAGAUAUUGUCAAGCUCUCAAUCGAGAACCUCGGUCCCGACGAGUUACAUUUUACAGUCAUUAACUUGGGUCCUGGAUUCCAUGUCGCUCAGCUAUUCCCUCAGGCGGACUCUCCGCAGACCUUACCUAUCAACGGCAAGCCAUAUGCAUUUAAAUUCCGCUUGACAUUACCCAGCGAGCUCAGACGGCAGAGCAAAGACGGACAAAGGUACCGUGACAUCAUUCGCAUCAUUGUCACUAAAGGUAGAAAACUCUCUGUUAAAAGCCUGGAGCUUCCUAGUAUUUGGGAUAAUAUUCGUUUUAAGCCUAGUAGUGGUGGGAGAGAUGGGGUUCUAAUUGAAGGCCCUGAUUUCGAUUGGUGGAUUGAGGACAAAAUUAUAUGGAUGAACACAGGCACUGCGUAG